AUGGCUGCCAAUACUACCGAAACCGCACCUAAGAAUGAAGUGCCCAUUGCUACUAGUCCCUUUAAGCCGCUAUGGAAGUGGCAAGCACCCUCAAAGUAUCGGCGAAUCAACACCAUUGAUACUCAUACCGGUGGUGAGCCGACACGCAUCAUUGUUUCAGGUCUUCCACCAAUUCAUGGCUUCAAUGUUCUCGAGAAGCGUCGCUAUUUCCAACAGCACUAUGAUCAUCUGCGAUGCGGACUAUUGCUGGAACCACGGGGCCACGCCGAUAUGUAUGGCGCCAUCUUGACAAGCCCAAGUAAUCCCAAGGAAGCAGAUCUGGAUGUGUUCUUCAUUAACACCCACGGGUACAGUUCGAUGUGCGGACAUGCUACUCUAGGUAUUACUAAAGUUGUUUUCGAGACUGGACUUGUGGAAAAGAAUGGCCAGGAGAGCCGAGAAAUCAGAUUGAGCAGUCCAGCCGGCAUAGUCAACACUCGUGCGACAUUCGAUGACAAGACAGGCGAGGUACUGCGGGCAUUUUUUCUAAAUGUGCCUUCAUUCGUUUAUCAGCUGGAUCAGACUGUCGCUGUUCCUGGGUUAGGAGAAGUCACCUUCGAUAUUUGCUUCGGUGGCGUCUUUUUUGCCAUUGUCUCACUAGACACCCUUCAUAUCCCCCAGCGACUAGAAAUGGUGUCUGAGAAUAGUACCUCCUUUGUUUCUCUUGGGCGAAAGAUUCGCAAAGCAAUCCUCGACUGUCCAAAGAUCGUGGUCGAACAUCCAAUCAAUUCAGACCUAAAUGAACUUCAUGGGGUCAUUUUCACAGGCCCACCUUACGAUCCCCGAAAUCACAGCAGGAAUGUGAAUGUUUUUGAGGAUGGCGAGAUCGAUCGUAGCCCUACAGGGACAGGAGUAAGUGCACGCGCUGCGUUGCAUCUUGCAAGAGGCGAACUAGAGCUCGGGCAGGAGUUCACUGUGGAAAGUAUUGUGGGGAGUACGAUGACAGGAAGGGUAAUAAGGGAGGUACAACUGGGAGGUUUUCGUGCUGUGAUACCUGAAGUAAGUGGAGCGGCCCAUAUCGUAUCUCAGACUGAGCUCUUGUUUGAUCCGAGUGAUCCUUUUCAAGAUGGCUUCGUGUUACAUUGA
Molecule: messenger RNA, 1125 nt
Organism: Talaromyces amestolkiae
Lineage: Eukaryota; Fungi; Ascomycota; Eurotiomycetes; Eurotiales; Trichocomaceae
Exons: 1
Coding region: 1-1125 (374 amino acids)
Molecular function (GO): 4-hydroxyproline epimerase activity
Source: RefSeq, a predicted model, not a curated record